CUCUGCUCUUCAUUCUCCGUCUCCACCCUCCUCCUCUUCCUCCUUCUCCGCCUCAGCACCGCUUCCUCUGCAGGUGGAUGGAGGCUGGGAGCCCCGGAGACAGAAGCCAUGGCCGGGAUGCGCCGCCGUCACACUGCUGAGCACCUCCCUUCGCGCCGGGGACCACAUCCUUAAAUGACCCGCGGCUGAAGAGAGGGGGGUGUCUCCGGAUCCAGCGCCCGGAUCAUGGCAUGCUGCCCACACCGGGCAUCCAGCAGUGACCAUGGGGCUCCGGUCCAGGACCGUCGUUAGUAGCUCGGAGGAGCAGAAGAAGCCCUCCGGCGCUCCUCCCGGGGACUUACUGGACCAAAGCACCGCAGGAGCGGACAAGGAUGGCGCCCUGCUGCUGGUGGCUCCGGGCCGGGAUGACUACAAGCGGAGCUCCCAGGGCAUCGGCAUCGGGCUGCUGGCCAAGACCCCCCUGAACUACGCCCGACCGGCCAAGAGGAAUAACAUCCGCAAGAGGAAGAUCCAGAACCUGAUCUACGACGCGCUGGAGAGGCCGAGAGGAUGGGCGCUGCUCUACCACGCGUUCGUGUUUUUAAUCGUUCUGGGCUGUUUGAUUCUGGCCAUACUGACCACAUUCAAGGAACACGAGAACGUGUCGGCACACUGGCUGGUCAUACUGGAGACGUUCGCCAUCUUCAUCUUUGGAGCUGAGUUUGCGCUGAGGAUCUGGGCGGCCGGUUGCUGCUGUCGCUAUAAAGGAUGGAGGGGCAGGCUGAAGUUCGCUCGCAAACCUCUGUGCAUUUUAGACAUCUUCGUGCUGAUUGCCUCGGUGCCGGUGGUGGCGGUGCGUAACCAGGGAAAUGUGCUGGCCACGUCCCUGCGCAGCCUGCGCUUCCUGCAGAUCCUGCGGAUGCUGCGCAUGGACCGGAGAGGAGGGACGUGGAAGCUGCUGGGCUCCGCCAUCUACGCGCACAGUAAGGAGCUGAUCACAGCCUGGUACAUCGGCUUCCUGUCUCUCAUCCUGGCGUCCUUCCUCGUCUACCUGGUGGAAAAGGAUGACGCCUCUGUGAGCAUGUCCGACCAGGAGAACCCCACGGCCCAGCCCAAAGAGCAGGACUUUGACACCUACGCCGAUGCGCUGUGGUGGGGGCUGAUCACACUGACCACCAUCGGCUACGGGGACAAAACCCCAAAGACCUGGGCUGGGAGACUGUUAGCCGGCACCUUCGCUCUGAUCGGAGUGUCCUUCUUCGCUUUGCCUGCAGGUAUUCUGGGAUCGGGCCUGGCUCUGAAGGUCCAGGAGCAGCACAGACAGAAGCACUUUGAGAAGCGCAGACAUCCGGCUGCAGGCCUCAUCCAGUCUGCCUGGAGAUAUUAUUCCACCAAUCCAAUCAGGGAAGACCUUAUUGCCACUUGGAGAUUUUAUGAAACUGUCAUCUCUCUUCCCUGUUUCAGGAAGGACACCUUGGAGGUCAUGGCGAGCCAGAAACUGAGUUUACUUGAGCGUGUUCGCCUUCCUAAUUCAAGACCGUCUGUGGUGGCAGUGAAGAAGCUGACGGGUAACGCAGACUCCAUCGAGGAGAGUCCCUCCAAGGAGCCCAAACCUGCCGGCUUCACUAACCGGGAACGCUUCCGCACUGCCUUCCGAAUGAAGGCCAACACACUCCGCCAGAGCUCUGAAGAUGCCGGAGGUGUGGCAGAUCCAGCCUUAGAGGAACGGGGUUUCCCCCCUGACAUCCUCCUAGAGGAGAUGAUCCCCACGCUGAAACUGGUCAUCAGGGCCGUCAGGAUCAUGCAAUUCCUCUUGAACAAGAAGCGGUUUAAGGAAACUCUGAGGCCUUAUGAUGUCAAAGAUGUUAUCGAGCAGUACUCUGCUGGACACCUGGACAUGCUCUGUAGAAUUAAAUACCUCCAGACAAGGAUUGACAUGAUUCUUGCCCCUGGACCUCCUCUCACCCCAAAACACAAGAAAACUCAGAAAACGCCCUUUACUUACCCGCCCAACCAGUCACCCAGGCAUGAGUCCUACAUAGCCAAAGCCACAUCCAUGCCAGAUGCGGAAGACCAAAGCAUGAUGGGCAGAUUUGUCAGGGUGGAGAGACAGGUGGAGGACAUGGAAAAGAAGUUGGACUUCCUGGUGGACAUGCACAUCCAGCACACUGAGCACCUGCAGGUGGACUCUGCCGGCUCUGCCCGCAUGACCCUGGAGACCUGCAAUCCUACGGCAAACGGUGAGGUCAGACGGGUUUUCCUCAACUACGGCGAGGCGUUCCCACACAUGUCGUACCAGGUGCCUGUCGGCAAGGCGAACCCCUAUUAUGGCCGUGGAAGAGGAGGCAGAGAAGGGGUGGGGUUGGCAGGAGGAGUAGGCAUUGCCCCUUCGGUUCUUCAACCCCAACCCCCACCUUCAGCAAUCAUCCCCACUUACACCGAGCGUCCCACAGUGUUGCCCAUCAGCUCCCUGCAGGACUUGUCAGUGGGACUGGGUAGGACCACAGGGGGGCAAGGCGGUGACUCACCGCUCUCCAUGCUAUCGGUUAACCACGAGGAGCUGGAGCGCUCGCCCAGUGGAUUCAGCAUCUCUGGGGAGCGGGAGGGGGAAGGGGAGAACUUCUCGAUGGGGGCCGGUUUGGCGCCCGGAGACCCCGGCUGGACGAGACCCAGGCCGAGCUACCUGGCGGAGGGGGAGACAGACACAGACACGGACCCUUUCACACCAAGCGGGGGGCCCCUGCCUCUCUCCUCCACUGGGGAGGGAUUCGGCGACGCUGUGUGGACCAUGCCACCCUGAGAGGAAACAAAUUCUGCGCAGAUAUCCACCACUCUGAGUUAAGAUAUUAAAUUCAACCCAAGCCUCUAAACCCAAGCCCUGGGUCAAAGCCACCACUGUGGACUGAACGUCUGGGGAGUAAAGCUGGGUCUUAUCCGAGAUAAUCGACCUUCAGAGGCCACCGCAGAUCUCAUCAUGCCGUCCGCGGUGCAGUCAGAGAGCCAUGGCAACGAGACUGCCCAGGAAAAAAAAAGAAAAAGGGAAACCACAUCGUUUGUAAAGUAAAACUCUGUACAGCGCACUCUUCGCAAAAGUUUAGCUGACAUAAAAAAAGAACAUUAAUAUACAUACUAUAUACACCCAAAAGCUUUAUUGCUGCAAAGCCAACCGCACUGCAUGUAACGCAUGCGAUUUUUAGUGUAGUCAGGAAAAGGAAAAAGAGAACGAAUGGUUACACAUACUUGCUAUGCCAUUUUGUAACACUUAUUUUUUUAUAUGAAUACAUUUUCAUUGUUUUUUGCAUGGUUUGCAUGAUAAUGCACCACUGUAGGAGUUGACGAUUAGAAGGUGAUCCUGGAACCAAAAGUCUCCUGUCUCUUCGUUGUUUGCCGAGUGUGUGUGUGUGUGUGUGUGUGUUAGAGAACUGAGAGAGACAGACUUUGGUAAUAAAACACUGGCUAGUUUGCUGGCAGUCAUGUUUCACCGUUUCUGCUUUUCUCACGUUGCUCUGUACGGUCUCUGAGGAUCAAUUCUGUCCAGAAACCAGAUUUUUUUUCUGGUCUCAGUGUUUUGUUUUCACACCACUGUGCUCAAAUUGUGUGUCACCACUUUGUGUGAACUGACUAUCCACUUGAAAAUUUGACUGAGUU
Molecule: messenger RNA, 3627 nt
Organism: Oreochromis aureus
Lineage: Eukaryota; Metazoa; Chordata; Actinopteri; Cichliformes; Cichlidae
Gene: kcnq3
Product: potassium voltage-gated channel, KQT-like subfamily, member 3
Exons: 16
Coding region: 263-2779 (838 amino acids)
Biological process (GO): transmembrane transport; potassium ion transport
Cellular component (GO): membrane
Molecular function (GO): voltage-gated potassium channel activity
Source: RefSeq, a predicted model, not a curated record